Trypanosoma rangeli is the source of this 309-nucleotide messenger RNA. RefSeq lists its product as uncharacterized. The transcript has a single exon. The record is from RefSeq and is a predicted model, not a curated record. Bases 1 to 309 code for a protein of 102 amino acids. NCBI's taxonomy places the organism in Eukaryota, Euglenozoa, Kinetoplastea, Trypanosomatida, Trypanosomatidae.
AUGCGUAUCAGCGUACCAAUUCAACCCCCAGCACUGGGGCCUCAAAAGUCAAAGGUUAUAAUUAUCAAAACUGCGGCCGAAGAGGGGAUGCUGAAGGAGGCUGUUGACCUGCCCCCCGCGCCACCCUGCGUAGCGCUCAAAGUUGUUUGCUCCCUGACCCUGCGAUGGCCUCUCUGCCGGAUUCUCGUCUGGCACCACACUGCCCCACGCAGCAUUUCCCCGCAGCUGCCGCCAAAUCUUGCAGUCGGCAGCCCCCCUCCCCCACUGAGGCCCCCGCAUGUGCACUGCGCUUCUACAGCGCGUGCGUGA